UCACAUGUUUAUUUUAUCUAACAAUUCGUGCCAUUAUUGUGUGUACCAUCAUUGCUUGACUAUAUAUAUUAUCUUGGAAGAACAGAAAGAUAAAGGGAAGACAAACCAGGUUAGAGUGUGAAGCGAAGACAACAACAUGGAUUUCUACCAUGCUUCCAAGACAAUGGGAAAUCAGUCAAUGUUGAUCUGCUGUAAGUUCUACAUCUCUGAAUCACGAAACAGAGCUGCCUUAGAUGUGAUAGAACAAGCUUCGAAGUUGGACCCAGAAGCUGUGGUGGUGAAUAAGUUUGAGGAUCGGGCUUACAACCGAUCAAGGUACACUCUUGUGUCUUACGUUGUUCAUGACAGCACAGGUUGUCCCACCUAUAGCCCCUUGCAGCAGGCUGUUUUGGCAAUGACCGGGGCUUCAUUUGGAGCCAUAAACCUCGAAAACCACUCUGGUGCACACCCUCGGCUAGGUGUUGUAGACGAUAUUAUUUUCCACCCAUUGGCUCUUGCCUCUUUGGAUGAUGCCGCUUGGCUGGCUAGAGCUGUGGCCGCAGACAUAGGGAACCGAUUUCAAGUCCCGGUUUAUUUAUAUGCUGCAGCACACCCAACGGGGAGGGCUUUAGACUCGAUUAGGAGGAAACUGGGCUACUACCGACCCAACUUAAUGGGCAGUCAAUGGGCAGGAUGGGCCCUUCCAGAGCUUCUACCAGAGAAACCGGACCAGGGUCCGAGCCAAGUUCCCCGAGCCAGAGGAAUCGUAACAGUUGGUGCACGGUCUUGGGUGGCCACAUACAACGUACCAAUAAUGUCUAGUGAUGUGUCGGUUGCUAGAAGGAUUGCAGCUAUGGUGAGUGCUCGCGGAGGCGGGCUUCCAACUGUGCAGACAUUGGGUCUAGUCCAUGGAGAGGAUGCAUCAACCGAGAUAGCCUGCAUGUUAUUGGAGCCUAAUCAGAUUGGAGCGGAUAGGGUCCAUAAAAGAGUGGAGAUGCUCGCGGCCCAAGAGGGGCUGGACGUGGAGAAAGGGUAUUUCACGGAUUUCUCACCAGAGAUGAUCAUUGAAAGAUAUAUGAAACUCAUCACCACCUCUACCACUCUAGAUUGAUUUAUAAUUAAGACAUAUGACUAAUCACUCUAUAUGUAUCUAUCUGUUGGAUCUAAUCACCAUCAUCUGAUCUAGUCAUUAUCUGUUGCUGUUUGUGUUUUCAUAAUUCUGUCAUCCUUAAUGGUGGAAUAAAUGACAAAAUCCUUGAA
Messenger RNA from Impatiens glandulifera, 1239 nucleotides. Its product is annotated as formimidoyltransferase-cyclodeaminase-like. The coding region runs from base 137 to 1090 and encodes 317 amino acids. Gene Ontology annotation, molecular function: folic acid binding; transferase activity. NCBI's taxonomy places the organism in Eukaryota, Viridiplantae, Streptophyta, Magnoliopsida, Ericales, Balsaminaceae. The transcript has 3 exons. The record is from RefSeq and is a predicted model, not a curated record.